AUGCUGGACCAAAUUAAGAGUGGCACCAAUUUAAGUAAUGUCGUCACCACCCCAAUCAAGUCUUCCUCCAAGUUGCCCUCUCACUAGAACUUCCAAAGAGAUGUCAUCAUCCACAGGACUUCUAAUAGCGUGAUAGUCAAUGACCCUUAUGAUUUUCUUAAGCGAAAAGAAGAGCGAGAAAAGAACAUUAGUAAUAAAGGGUGGAAUGCGCCAACUGACAGACCGUAUUAGCAGUUUGGUGACUUUGCAAAUGUUCUUUAAGCUAUUGAGGGCAUUAAAAUGAAUCUCCCGCAUACCAAGGGAUCUCUAGAUUAAUAGACUCAUAAGAACAUUAAAAUUAUGAAAAGAAUAAAUGAGGUUCAUGGCAAUUACAGUAACAGUAGUUCCAAUUUUGCUUAGUAGCUCAUUGAACCUGGUCGAACUGUCAAGAUUCUUAAUCAAUAUCAAGGAUAACUGAGAAAAUUCAGAGCAUCUAGCUAGAUCGGUGUAAUCUAGAGUGGGUUAAACAACAGUACAAAUAACAUCUAAACUACUGGACAGGGGACAUUUAACAAGAAGAGGUAUUCUAAUGGAGACAAUCAUGACAAGAAGUUCAAUGUGGGCUAGAAUGAUGAAAAUGAGGAGGAAGAAGAUCAAUAGCAAUAGUAAAACUACACAAGAUUGAAAAAUACCAGACUGCACACUAAUAGCUUGAAGAGAUUGAUAUCGAAUAGUCAAGAUGGGGGCUAGAUCCUUAAGUCUGAGAUAGCUGAUUCAUAUCAAAGAGUCAAAGCUGUCAAGCAUGGUAUGCUUAUCAAGAAAGACUCCGAAGAGAUAGAUAAGUUUAAGCUUUUGCCCAUUUAAAAGGAUGCACAAUCUAGCACAUUUAUCACAGGAUUACAGGAAAAGCCUUCAAUAGAUUUAAAGCCGUAAUCUCAAAUCAGAUCGAGCAAGCAAAGUACUGCAAGCAAAACUCAGCCAUCUUCACCAUCUAGAACUACUAAUAGGAAAUAGCUGAAGUUUAAUACAACAGCUAAUAAUAAUAACACAGAGGACUAUGGAGGUUAUAGCAUGGACUCAGGUAAUCAGCCAGAAUAAUUGAUAUUUAUUCCAAAUUUCCACAACAAGAAGGCUAAGAUCAUUAGAAUGUCUGACUUAGCUAAACUUAAAAACUAGGCUUACUCCACUCGCUAGAACAAUUCAGGGGAGGGUACAGUUACAAUUAAGGCUAGACCCAACGAAAACGGGCAUUCUUUCUAGGAUUUUAUAGGUUAAAGCCAAAACACCUAUCAGUCAGUGAAUAACAACUUGCUUAAAAAGAAUCAAGGGGCAGUCAACUAUCAUAAGAAACUGCAGGAUGAAUUUGAAAGAUAUGACUAGAUAUUCAGGGAGCACUAUUAAAUCACAAAUAAAGAAGUCUCUCUUCAAUAAUUGACAAGUAAUUAGCAGGAGACGCCUAGAGGUGGCCAAAUAAUAAAUUAAAUAAUCUAAAAUCAGUACAUCUAAAAAUAAAGUCAUGGACCGAGUCAUCAUCUGAGUUCAAACUUUGGCCUCAACAACUUAACUGUUAACACACCCAAGGAUGGUAGAUAUUCAAGAGAUGAAUCAUAGCAUAGUGAUGUUAAUUCUCCUUAAUAUAGAAAUAAGAGGAAGCCUAAGAAGUCAACACUGCUUGUUAAACAAAAUAAAUAGUCAGACGAAGUUCCUACACCAUUGCUUUUAAAUAAAAAUUCAAAAGUCAAUUAGUCUAAGAAAGUAGGUUAGAAUAAUCAGACCAGCACUAUCUCAAAUUAAGGGUCAACCAAUUAAUCUAGGAUCUAUCCUAGGUCUUUUGAAUAGCGACUGUCUAAGCAAGAAAGAGAAAAUAUCUUGAUCUCAUCAAUUACCAACUCCAUCAAAUGUUCUAAUGAGUAAGAGGAGAUGAAACUGUUAGACAUGCUGACUGAGGACUAGCUGUUCAAGGAAUGCAGCUAGCUUCUGAAAGAAUACUUCAACAUUAACUUUCUAAAUGAACUUAAGGAAAACAAAUUGCUAAUAUUUAGACUGUAUAAGCUGUAUUUACUGCAUUCUCUGUCGAUGAACAUUAAGCAAAUUGAUGACAACCAAAAUUAAGCCAAUAAUAUUAUGUACUUCAAGAGACAUCAAAGAAGCAAUCAAAAUGGGCUGAUUGAAGAAGUAGUCUCUAUAGCUAGUGAUUCAUCUGAUGAAGACUAAAACUACAGAGGAGAGAGCGGGACUGGAGCAUUCAAGCAAAAGAUGAAUGGAUUUAUCAGACUGCUCCAGGAAAUCCUGAGUCCUGCUGAGAAGGAAUCCUUGGAACUCGAUUCAGUAUUCCAGCUUAAAUCCUUAGUUAAAUCUUAUUACGAAAAGAAAGGCAACUUAGCAGAGAAUCUAACAGAGACUCUUUAUGCUAUGAUGUGUGAGCGACCUCAAAUUCUUGAUGCUAAGAAGCGGAACUUCUUCAAGUCUUACGAAGACCCCACUCAGGGAGCUGAUGUUAAGAAAAUCAGAAAUCUGUAUUUUGAACUGGAGCAAAUGAGACUUAAGGCCGAAAGAGAGAGACUAACUAACUACAAGGAAAUGAUUGAAAAUCUCCUGACUAAUCACCAGUCUCCAGUGAAAAAGGUGUAUUGA
Molecule: messenger RNA, 2613 nt
Organism: Stylonychia lemnae
Lineage: Eukaryota; Ciliophora; Spirotrichea; Sporadotrichida; Oxytrichidae
Source: the annotation of a GenBank genome assembly